AUGACACAUGUUACUAUUGUUACUGGUGCUUCCAAAGGUAUUGGUAAGGCAAUUGUCGAUUUACUUUUGCAACAUCAAAAUUCAAAAGUAGUUGCUAUAGCAAGAUCACAAGAAUUACUUGAAACAUUACAAUCAAAAUAUGGAGAAGAUAAUUUUCAAUAUGUAGCAGGUAAUGUAACAGAUUCAACAAUAAGUCAAAGUGCGGUAGAUUUAGCAGUAACAAAAUUUGGUCAAUUAAAUUCAGUUAUUGCAAAUGCAGGAGUUAUAGAACCAGUUGGACCAAUAAAAGAUACAUCAAUUGAAGAAUGGAAAAAAUUAUACGAUAUAAACUUUUUCAGUGUUGUUCAAUUAAUACAACAAAGUUUAUUAGAAUUAAAAAGAACAAAAGGUAAUUUUAUUGCAGUUAGUUCAGGAGCAGCAACAUCAGCAUAUAGUGGAUGGUAUGCUUAUGGAUCUUCCAAAGCAGCAUUAAAUCAUUUAAUUAAAUCAUUAGCAGCUGAAGAAAAAGAUAUAAAAGCUAUAUCAAUAGCACCAGGUGUUGUGAAUACUGAUAUGCAAGGAUUAAUUAGAAAUUUUGGAUCUAAAAUGAGUGAAGAAAGUAUUAAAAAAUUUAAAGAUUUACAUAAAAAUGGUCAAUUAGUUGAACCUGAAGAAUGUGGGGCAGUUUAUGCUAAUUUAGUUUUAAAAGGAUGGUCUAAUGAAUUAAAUGGUGAAUUCUUAAGAUUUAAUGAUUCAAAAUUAAAAGAAUAUCAAUAA
Molecule: messenger RNA, 756 nt
Organism: Lodderomyces jiufengensis
Lineage: Eukaryota; Fungi; Ascomycota; Pichiomycetes; Serinales; Debaryomycetaceae
Product: sepiapterin reductase family protein
Exons: 2
Coding region: 1-756 (251 amino acids)
Cellular component (GO): intracellular anatomical structure
Molecular function (GO): oxidoreductase activity, acting on NAD(P)H, oxygen as acceptor
Source: RefSeq, a predicted model, not a curated record